Anopheles arabiensis is the source of this 1708-nucleotide messenger RNA. RefSeq names its product apyrase-like. Gene Ontology annotation, molecular function: 5'-nucleotidase activity. Lineage: Eukaryota; Metazoa; Arthropoda; Insecta; Diptera; Culicidae. Gene Ontology annotation, biological process: AMP catabolic process. The record is from RefSeq and is a predicted model, not a curated record. The coding region runs from base 15 to 1646 and encodes 543 amino acids. The transcript has 2 exons. Gene Ontology annotation, cellular component: plasma membrane.
UUUGAAAAGGUAACAUGAAGCAGUUCAGGCAGCUAACGGUGGCCCUUGUGGUAGCGGUGGCUUUGGUGAGCUUCGCCCAAGCUCAACAAGAUGGACCACUGUUCCCGCUGACCGUUAUCCAUUUCAACGACCUCUACGCACGGUAUAACCAGGUGAACCUGGAAGGUUUCACCUGUGUUGGACAGGAACGGUGCCAGGGCGGCUACCCGCGCCAGGUGAGCGUCGUCCGUCAGCUGCAAGCGGAAGCAGAAAACUCACUCUACGUGAACUCUGGCGGAAGCUUUAAGGGUACGCUCUGGUACACCGUACACCGCUGGGAGGUCGUAGCAGCCAUGCUGAACGUACUGCCAGCCGAUGCUAUGACGCUUGGUCGAUUUGAUUUCUUCCACGGACUCGAGGGUCUGAACCCUUUCAUGGAGGCAUCGGAAACGCCCAUCGUACUCACCAACGUAGAUAACUCGGCUGAACAGUCGUUCAUCAACUUCGAGCGAUCGGUAGUGGUCGAACGUUCAGGUCGUCGCAUCGGCAUUCUUGGCGUUAUCCGGCCUGACGUGAGCGCUAUCGGAAAUCCAGGAAAUCUAACCUUCAGCGAUCCCGUGGAAGCUGUCCGGGAAGAAUCGGCUCGCUUGGCUGCGGAUGGUGUUGACAUCGUGAUAGUUCUCUCGUACUACGGCCAUAAUAGCGAGCGAAGAAUGGCUCGUAGCUGUGGUCCACACGUGGAUUUGAUUGUGGGAGGGUUCUCAAACACGGUUCUAUUCAAUGGCGAUGCUUCCGAUUUCCCAUUGGAGGUCGAGGGCGACUACCCCACGGUCGAGUUCCAGCCCGACGGACGCCGUGUGCUGGUAGUGCAGGCAGGCUCGUACGGACGCUUAGUAGGCAAUCUGACGCUCUUCUUCGACGAGGACGGUGAGAUCGAACAAUGGGAAGGCAAUCCAGUGUUUCUUGAUGCCAGCGUACCUGAAGAUCCGGCCGUUAUGUCAGCGCUGGAGCCGUUCCGCAUGGAGGUGGAAACGCUUGGAAAUCGUACGGUCGCCGUGGCGGAGGUAGAUAUGUCUCGACAGGAUUGUGUGACGGGAGAGUGUUUGCUUGGCACGCUGAUUACCGACUCCAUGGUGCGAGCUUUCUUCCCCGUUUAUAACGCUAUCGCGCUACAGAACCGUGGCGGAAUUCGUGGAGAUCUUCAAGCCGGCACGGUAACUUAUAAGCAGUUGUUUGAAGUGUUACCCUUUGAGAAUCGGCUGUACUCGAUGCUAUUGCGUGGUAUUCACAUUAUGCGCGUGUUGGAAUACAGUGUCAGCACUGCGACAGUUAGCAAUGGAACGGUUCAAGCUUGGGAUCUGCUGCAGGUGUCCGGUUUGCGUGCUACGUACCGCAUCAACAAUCCACCGGGCCGCCGUUUGGUUUCACUGGAGGUGCUUUGCCAGCAGUGUAGUGGAGAGGUGUACGAACCGGUCAAUCCGUUCCGAGAGUAUCGGGUAGUCGUGUCGGAGUUCCUUGCGGAGGGUGGUGAUCUGUUCGCAACGUUCCCUCGUGACGGUAUGGAUCUUCAGCAAGGACCGAUCGAUUUGGAAGCGUUUGAGGAGUAUGUUGAGCGUAGAUCACCGCUGCGGGACGAAACUGGUGGACGCAUUCGGUUUGUCUUCUAAAGAUGGCGUUAUUCAAUUAGGGUUAUAGAAAAUAAAUGAAUCAUAAUGCCAAAUAGUUUGAA